Falco peregrinus (peregrine falcon) is the source of this 557-nucleotide messenger RNA. It is a transcript of the gene NDUFC2, whose product is annotated as NADH:ubiquinone oxidoreductase subunit C2. NCBI's taxonomy places the organism in Eukaryota, Metazoa, Chordata, Aves, Falconiformes, Falconidae. Gene Ontology annotation, cellular component: mitochondrial inner membrane. The record is from RefSeq and is a predicted model, not a curated record. Gene Ontology annotation, biological process: mitochondrial electron transport, NADH to ubiquinone. The transcript has 3 exons. The coding region runs from base 80 to 412 and encodes 110 amino acids.
GCGAGUGCGCGGCGGGAGGGCGCGGCGGAGGGAGCGCGCUGCCGCACCGCCCCCGGUCACCUUCGGCCGCGCCGCCGCCAUGCUGUUCCUGCCCGACGAGGCGCGGUCCCUGCCGCCGCCCCCCCUCGUCAAUAAGGGCUCGGUGUGGCUGGGCCUGACCGGCUGGGUGUCUGCGCUGCUGGACAACAGCUUCAACCACCGCCCCGUCAUCCGAGCCGGUGUCCACCGCCAGAUCCUGUUCAGUACUGUGGGAUGGUUUGUUGGCUAUUACCUUAUUAAACGUACGGAGUACCUACAUGCCAAACUGGACAGAGAGCUGUUCGAGUACGUGAGGCAGCACCCGGAAGACUUUAAGACAGCAGAAAAGAAGAGAAUAGGAGAGCUUUUGGAGGAUUUCCACCCAAUUCGCUGAGGAUUUCUCCAGCAGUGGCACAUCACAAGAUGAACUGACUCUGUACCGAGCACUUCGGUAAGCUGGCUGUAGCUGCUUAACCGUCCAUGGCGCUUGGAAAAUAAACCAGUACUCGCUUUCAUGUAAUAAAACCUGUGAUUAAAUA